CCGCACUCUCAAAGCUAGCAAGACAAUGGGACGCGGAAACGGAAACGGACGUGGACGUGGCGGCUGCGUGCAGCCUGCCGAGGCAUGGGAGAUGGCCAAGGAGACGGGCAAGGACAUCCUCGGGUGCAUCUGCUGCAUCCUCUGCACCGGCCCGAUCCUCACCAUUGUGGGCCUCAUCUUCCUGGUGGCGGCGUUGAAGGACUCGCGCGGUAAGCGGGUGGACAAGUUUGUGGUGGGCAUGCAGGAGUGGCAGUCGCAGCGGGCUACCUUUGCUGCGCGGACCUUUGUUGCCAGCGACUUUUCCAACACCAUGUCGGCGGUGACCCAGGAGGUUGUCAAGGUCGACGACGACUCUAAGAUUGCCUAUCAGCCGCUGUUCUGGCGUGUUUCAGGCCGGCCGAACUCGUUCCCCUCCGCCGGCCAGACGUUCACCUCGCCGCCGUCGGAUGUGGCCAUCGACUUUACUGAGAGCGCGACUGUCAUUUCGGGUGGCGGCGUUGUCUCGCCCAACUACAAGCGCACGAUCUCCGGGACGUCGACGUCGUCGGGCUCGUCAACCUCGCGGCCGCCUUCGCCGCCUUCGCCGCCGACGCCGCCCAAGGACCAGUGGUACAAGAUGAACCUGCUCUGCCGCCAGGUUGCAGACGGCUCCGGCUCGGGCUACUUUGCGGGCGACGGCGGCAUCGGUUGCUACUCGUCUGUCGAUACCGACUCCUACGGCCGCGUCGGUGCCUACUACACCGCCUGCGGCAGCAGCGUUGUCCAGAACUCGCCGUCGCCGUCCGAUUGCUCGUCGUACUCGGUUGAUGCUCAGAUCCGCUCGCAGAAGGACCCGGUUGUGGCCGGCUUCCGCAACGGCGCCUGCUUCUCGAAUGGUGCCCCGUCGCGCUGCUCGUUCGGCGUUAAGGCGUCGACCAAGGCUGCCAUUGGCCUUAUUAUGCUUAUUUCUGGCAUUGCAUGGACGUGCUGCGUCUACGGCGGCCUCUACGCUCUUGUGGUGUACCUGCAGAAGCGCGACAAGUAAGCGCGCUUUCUGGCUUUCACCACCUCUCCCUUCUGCUGUGUGCCGUUGCUUGCUCCGCCGGCGACGGCUGCACGGCUGCCGACUCUGCCUGCCUUCUCUUGGCCGGCGGGGCGGCAUCGUUUCUUGGCUCGCGCAGUUUUCUUGCUCUCUGCUUCUCCAGCUUGUCCCUCUCUUUGCACACACGCCCCUUUCCUCUUAAUCGGACAAACACACCCGUGCGGCCA
Molecule: messenger RNA, 1248 nt
Organism: Thecamonas trahens ATCC 50062
Lineage: Eukaryota; Apusomonadida; Apusomonadidae
Exons: 2
Coding region: 26-1024 (332 amino acids)
Source: RefSeq, a predicted model, not a curated record